AAGGAGGUCUCUCAUCUCUGGAAGAAGAGGGCGACACGACCGAACUGCAACAUCUGGAUGAUUUACAAAAGCGUAUGCUCAACGUUGAUAUAGGGUUUCACUUAUCGCGUGGAGCUUGGUAGGAAAUAGCGCCCCAAGAGCAUGGGGCUUCGAUGCAUUCUCGGGCCGAAAACAAACAGCCCAAAGUUCCCAGCAAUUCAAAAAGCGAGGACAAAGAAGGACCUUCUAGUCCACCCUUCGAAGCACCGGAUGCUGCUUCGAAGGCUACACAGAUUCCUUCAGGCCGCCCGAUUCCUACGUCGCCCACAGGAGACCAAGCACCAAGUACCCAAGACAAAGGCUCAUCUAUCGGGUUGGAGAAUCUUAAAUCUCCACCGAACACACGAUUCCCUUCGGGAGACUUGCCAAGGGGAGACUCUGAGGAAGAGGUCCAAGAUAAUGACCAAUCUGGUAGUGGCGAUGGUGAUGGCGAUGGUGAUGGCGAUGGUGAUAGUAAUAACAACAACAACGAAGAGAAUGAUAAUGAACCACCCAACGUGGCAGAAGCGAGGACCCGUCCCAGCAGGUAGUCAUUGUGGGCAAGUGGCUUCAGAAGUUGCUGCAGCGCAUGCAUUGAGUCGUCCCAGCAUUGGCGUCUAUGUUAGGCUCACGGUCUGAUAAGAUCAUGCAUUGAUGAUUAUCCAGUGGCUCUUGUGGUUUUUAAUAGCGCUUCGAAAUGAUAUUACACAGCGAUAGACGGGUUUCAGUUCUUAGCUAUCUGAUACGUAUUAG
This is a messenger RNA of Fusarium oxysporum Fo47, 771 nucleotides long. RefSeq lists its product as uncharacterized. The transcript has a single exon. NCBI's taxonomy places the organism in Eukaryota, Fungi, Ascomycota, Sordariomycetes, Hypocreales, Nectriaceae. The record is from RefSeq and is a predicted model, not a curated record. The coding region runs from base 142 to 657 and encodes 171 amino acids.